CAGAGAGAAGGCGAUAUAAGACCUUAUAUAUUUCUCUUGGUGUUCGAGGCUGUAAUGUCGCUCCUUAACGACACAUUUACUGGGACUUAGUGAAGCUGUGUUUGGGAUAUUAGUCUGCAGUUUCCGGGUCUUUAAUAAAGAGGAGGACCGAAGCGCUCGGUCAUGUUCUGAGGAGAAGAAAGGAGACAGGAGAAAAGAAGAGGAGGAAAAAGAGGAGGACAAACACCGGGGAUGCGAACAUGGCAUCGGUGCGCGUGGCGGUGCGCGUGCGGCCCAUGAACCAGCGGGAGAAGGAGCUCUCAGCCCAGUGCAUCAUCGAGAUGGAAGGAAACAAGACAACUAUUACCAACUUAAAAAUCCCUGAUGGCGUGACGGGUGACUCGGUGAGAGAGAGAACUAAAACCUUCACGUAUGAUUUCUCCUAUGACUCGGGCGACCGCAAGGGCACCGGCUUCGUCUCACAGGAAAAGGUCUUUAAGGACCUGGGUUCAGAUGUGCUCAAGGCAGCGUUUGAAGGCUAUAACGCCUGCAUCUUCGCAUAUGGACAGACCGGUUCAGGAAAGUCCUACACCAUGAUGGGCAACCAGGGAGACGUGGGACUGAUUCCGAGGAUUUGCGAGGGCUUGUUCACUCGAAUAACCGGCAUGACCCGUCGUGACGAAGCCUCCUUCCGUACGGAGGUCAGUUAUUUGGAGAUCUAUAACGAGCGUGUGAGGGACCUGCUGAGGAGGAAGCUGGCUAAGACGUAUAACCUGCGAGUGAGAGAGCACCCUAAAGACGGCCCUUACGUUGAAGACCUGUCGAAGCACCUGGUUCAGAACUACAGCGACGUGGAGGAGCUGAUGGAGGCUGGAAACAUCAACCGCACCACAGCCAGCACCGGCAUGAACGACGCCAGCAGUCGCUCGCACGCCAUCUUCACCAUCAACUUCACGCAGGCUAAGUUUGAUGCGGAGAUGCCAUGUGAAACAGUCAGUAAGAUUCACUUGGUGGAUCUGGCAGGCAGCGAGAGAGCCGACGCCACGGGAGCCACCGGCGUUCGCCUCAAAGAGGGAGGCAACAUAAACAAAAGCUUGGUUACCCUUGGCAACGUUAUAUCUGCCCUGGCCGAUAUGUCUCAGGACGGAGGGAGCUGCCAUCUGAAAAAAAAGCAGGUGUUCGUCCCUUACAGAGACUCUGUCCUCACGUGGCUUCUCAAAGACAGUCUGGGAGGAAACUCCAAAACCAUCAUGAUCGCAACCAUCUCUCCUGCGGACGUGAACUACGGCGAGACCUUAAGCACGCUGCGCUACGCUAAUCGUGCCAAAAACAUUAUCAACAAACCCACCAUCAACGAGGACGCCAACGUGCGGCUGAUCCGCGAACUGAGAGCCGAGAUCGCUCGCCUCAAAGCCCUGCUUGCUCAGGGGAAUCAGAUCGCACUUCUGGAUUCACCCACAGCUCUGAGUAUGGAGCAGAAACUGCACCAGAACGAGGCUCGGGUGCUGGAGCUGACAAAGGAGUGGGCAAACAAAUGGAACGAAACACAGAAUAUUCUUAAGGAAGAGACUCUAGCUCUGAGGAAGGAAGGGAUCGGUGUGAUCCUGGACUCAGAACUUCCUCAUCUCAUUGGGAUCGACGAUGAUCUGCUCAGCACUGGCAUCAUCCUCUACCACUUAAAGGAGGGGAGGACGUGUGUAGGCCGGGAGGACGCCGCCAUCGAGCAGGACAUCGUUUUGCACGGCUUGGGACUGGAGAGCGAACAUUGUCUGUUUGAGAAUCAGGAUGGCACCGUGACCCUGAUCCCUCUGAACGAGUCGCAGUGCUCCGUUAACGGAGUUCAAGUCACCGAACCCUGCCAACUCAACCAAGGUGCUGUGAUUCUGCUGGGCAGAACCAACAUGUUCAGAUUUAACCAUCCUAAAGAGGCAGCUAAACUACGUGAGAAAAGGAAGAGCGGUCUGCUCAGCACACUGAGUCUCUCCAUGACGGAUCUUUCCAAGUCCUGUGAAAACCUCUCUACAGUCAUGCUUUAUAACCCUGGACUGGAGUUUGAGAGGCAGCAGCGAGAAGAGCUGGAGAAGCUUGAACACAAAAGGCGUCUGAUCAAGGAGAUGGAGGAGAAGCAGAAGUGCGAGAAGGCAGAGCUGGAGCGAAUGCAGCAGGAGGUGGAGUCUCAGAGGAAGGAGUCAGAGCAGGUGCAGCUGCGCAUCCGCAGGCAGGAGGCGAGUCUGCGCAAGCGCAGUCAGGACAUCGAGAGCCGCAUGAGGGACCUGCUGGCAGAGAAAGAGCGCUUCCAGGAGGAGCGUCACAGAGAGCAGCAGGAGCAGAAACAGAGGAGAAAGCAGCAGCAGCUGGAGCAGCAUGUGGAGGAGGAGGUGGAGGAAGAGGAGGCGCAGGAAAAGGAGGCGCAAGAGGCAGAGGAGGAGGAAGAGGAACGUGGAGAGGAUGUGCAGGUCAGGAGAGAACACGCAGAGCAGACGGAGCUCUUCAGAGAGCUGGAGCGUCUGAAACGGGAGCGAGAGGAGCAGGCUGUGAAAAUCCAGCUGGAGAGGAGACGUCUGGAGGAGCAGGAGCGAGAGCAGCUCUCUCUCGUGGGCCGUCUGGAGGAGCAACUGAGGGAGCGGAGCGAGGAGGCGGCGGCGCUCUUGAGCCGAGACGAAGCUCGCCGUCUCGAGGAGGAGCAGCGAACGCUGGCUGAGAUACGAGAGGGUCUGCUGCUGGCGAAGGUGGCAAGGGUGGAUGGCGAGGACGCCGGCGAGGAGGCCCUGAGGAGCGCCAGGGAGCGGUACGAGAGUUUCAAACAGGAGCAGGUGCAGGAGUUGGGUGUGUUGGUGGAGGGGCUCUCGCAGCAGACAGAGCGGCUCGGGAAGGAGGUGGCCAACGAUCACGCCACCCUCGGCGUCCUGCAGCACGCACACAGGGAGAAACAGAGACUGAUGCGUGAGACAAUGGCGUGCGGCCUGCAGGACGCCUCGUCUCUCCUGCAGGAGGAGGCUCAGCUCUCUCAGGCUGCACACAGGCUGCAGUAUAAAGAGCGACAGCUGCUUUCUCUGCGCGAGAGUCACCUGCCCGCCGUGUCCGAGGAGCUGCACCGAGCCGAGGAGGCGCUGGAGCGAGUUCGGGGCAAAGAGACGAAGGGCAGCCCCGAGCAGGUGGAGAAGGAACUGGACGAGAUGCUGUAUCAGAUAGAGAAAGAGCUGGAGGAGAAACAGGAGCGUCUUUCUCAGCACAGCGUCAGCGCAGAACAGCUCCUGCAGCUGCAGCAGACCUACGAGUUCACGGCCAACGUGGCGCGGCAGGAGGAGAAGGUGCGUCGUAAAGAGCAGGAGAUCCUGGAGACAAGGGAGAAGCAGCAGAGGGAAGCGUUGGAGCAGGCGGUGGCUCGGCUUGAGAGGAGACACUCGGCCCUGCGCCGGAGCCUUAGCCUGGAGCCUGAGGCAGAGGAGGCUCGCAGGAGGAGCAUCGUGGCCUCCAUGGGACACAACAGCACAGGGAGUUCUGCAGUGCCUGAGCUGGACCAGGAGAGGAUGGAGAGGGAAAUCGCUCAGCUCAAGCAGAGGAUCAGUGAGAGUGAGGCGAGUGGGCGGAGCCUGUCUGUGAGCAGUGAUGACAAGACCAGUGUGGGGAACUGUCCAAUGAGCCCCAUCCAGAGCCUGAACACAGUGCUGCCUCUCACUGACGACCGGUUAAAAGCAUACAUCGAAGAAGAGGUUCAGAAAAGGCUCCGGCAGAUGAACCGGCAAAAUUCGGACAAUAACGGUCUGUCGCUGUCCUCGGAGUCGCUGCAGAACAACCAUACACGUCUUGUAGAUCCACGUAGACAGAAGUAUGAGCGCUUUGUGUCAGUCCCGCUAAGUCCAAGUCUGGAGAGCUUGAAGGAUCCGGUGAAGAUCAGCAUCCCUCGCUACGUCCUGCGGGGACAGGGCAAGGACGAGCAUUACGAAUUCGAAGUCAAGAUAACCGUUUUGGAUGAAACAUGGACUGUGUUUCGACGCUACAGCCGCUUCAGAGAAAUGCACAAAUCCCUCAAGAUGAAAUACCCAGAGCUAGCAGCAUUGGAGUUCCCUCCGAAAAAAAUAUUUGGUAACCGGGAUGAGAGAAUGGUGGCUGAGAGACGCAGUCACCUGGAGCGUUACUUGAGAAACUUCUUCCAGAUCAUGCUGUCAACAUCCUGCUCGUCUUCUCCUUUGCGAGCAGACGACUCGGGCCUGCAGCUCUCCAAACAUGCCGUGUGUGACAUCUCACCCUUCUUCAAGAAGGGAGUGUUUGACUACAGCAGUCAUGGAACAGGCUGAUUACCACCACCACCACCUCUGCUGAGGCUACGUCACUUCUGUAUGUCCAUGCACGUCCCACGUCAUUCCACACGUUCUCAGGAUAGCACCAGGGUGGUUAAGUAGGCAAUAAUCAGAAAGCCAAAGUACUAGCCUUCGUGCCUUUGGUGGUCCCACAUUUUAGGCUAGAUACAACAGACCAUCAAGGUCCGUGCUAGAUCCCCUCACCCGGACCUGCUUCCUGUUACUAUAGCAACCAGAAGAAGAAAAAUGAAUGACUGUAAAUUAUGUGCAGUUAUCUGGCCUGGUUGUUCUGAGGUAAAAAUGAUACACGGGUCCUUGUGCCAUCGAUUUAACAUAUUAGACAGUAUAAAAUCAAACUGUACGCAAAUCUACUUUGAGGCGGUUGGUGUUUGAAGUUUUGCCUAAACUGCACUAGAUGUCAUACAUCCACUGUUCUUUUUUUAUUUACUAUUUUAUGGCUAUGAACAGGUUAUUACUGUAAUUAUUGAGAUUUCUUCGAGUGGUUAUUGCUGUAGUUAUUGGUGUAGUGAAUAUGCCUGUGUGGACAGCAUCCAGCUAAUCCCAGCCUAGCACAUUCCUAUGCAAGUACACCAUAAACUACAGUCUACCACCUGCUAGCACUCCUCCUGGCCACAACUGGAACCGUUCUCCACCAACAUUACUGCGAUUAGUGUAUAAGGCUACUAGUGUACACUCUUUUGGAGUAAAACACUUCAGCAUACAUCUUCCAAAAUGAGACCUCUAUCCUAUUGAGAUUUGCUAAUCUGUUCUAAGUUACACUGGCGUGACCACCAAAUAUUUAACAGAAUAUGUCAUAGCGAAUAGUUACGAAUUUGGUUCUAUAGCAUGAUGAACAUAAAAAACAAACAACUUUUUUGUCUUUGUACUGAAAUGAAACAAUAACUUUCACAUGCACAGACAAAUACAUUUCUCUGAAAGCCAUAUGUGCAUAUGAUGAUUUAAGAAUGCAGAUUAUUGUGCGGUGUGUGUAUAUAGGUGCUUCUUCUACUAACGCAAUAUGAAAGGGAAAGAC
This is a messenger RNA of Tachysurus vachellii, 5313 nucleotides long. It is a transcript of the gene kif16ba, whose product is annotated as kinesin family member 16Ba. Bases 240 to 4277 code for a protein of 1345 amino acids. The record is from RefSeq and is a predicted model, not a curated record. Gene Ontology annotation, molecular function: microtubule motor activity; phosphatidylinositol binding; ATP binding. NCBI's taxonomy places the organism in Eukaryota, Metazoa, Chordata, Actinopteri, Siluriformes, Bagridae. The transcript is spliced from 30 exons. Gene Ontology annotation, biological process: microtubule-based movement.